AUUUUUCUAUUCUACGCUCCCUCAUUACCACCACCAGCACACCAAGACCUACGAUCCAGAAAGACCUAAUUGCGAUGCAUCAAUAACCACACACCACACCAACCACCACAAGGAAGCAAGCAAAAUGUCGACCUUCCUCCCCAACCGUCCCACCCUAACCCUCCUCUUCUUCCUCGUCCUCCUAAACUUCUACCUCUUCCACCGACUCCUCCGCCAACCCGUCCUCGAUCUACCACCAACCGCCAUCACCACACCUACGCCUUCGCCCUCCUCCUCUUCUGCACCAACAAUACCAACAACCACACCACCGUCAGACCCCCUCCCCACACCCACCGAAACCAAAAAACCAAUCCCUCUCAAACUAUGGCAAAAAACCGGUCCUAAGGGCCUCACCCCCCUCAGCGAAUCCUACAUCGCCACCUGGAGAACCCUAAACCCUUCCCUGCGACACGAAAUCCUUUCCGAUGCCAGCAGCUCCGUAUACGUCGACACAGCAUACAAAGAAACCUGGCCCUCCAUCGCCUCUCUCUACCACGCUAUCCAAGUCCCCAUUGUGAAAGCCGAUCUCCUCCGCCUAUUAAUCCUAUACGCAGACGGUGGAAUAUGGAGCGAUCUCGACGUUGGAUGCGAGAUUCCCCUAUCAUCCUGGAGCGCCCUAACACCCUCGGAGCAGGAUACAGAAGGAUUAGACAUGAUCGUCGGGCUCGAGUUCGACGGAUGGCAAUUCGCCAGCUGGACGGUACUAUCGCGGGCCGGGUCCGUGCAUAUGAAGGCUGCGAUUGAGUACGUGGCGGGGCAGGUGGAGGGGAUCGCGGAGAGGAAUAAUGUCACGGUGGAAGGGGUGACGAUGGAGAUGAUUCCGGAUGUGGUGGAUGCGAGUGGACCGCAGGCGUUGACGCUGGCGGUGUUGGGGAGUUUGAGUCGCGGGUUGGGGGAGAGGGUGGGUAGGAUGAAUAUCACGGGGGUGCGUGAGCCUAGGUUGCUGGGUGAUGUGUUGGUGUUGCCGCAGGCGGCGUUUGCGGCGCGGCAGGGGGGUUAUCCCUCGGAUCAGGGACCGUAUUUGGUCUCGCAUCAUUAUGCGGGGUCGUGGAAGAAUGAGGUUGGGGGGGAGUGAGGGGAGGUGAAUUUGUAUAUAGAUAUGUGUAUGUAUAGUAUAUGGGUGUGCAUGAUAGAUGUAAUGUUCAAGGUUGGUUAUUUGUCAUGAUGAGUAGUCUACUAAUGGAUAC
This is a messenger RNA of Aspergillus sclerotioniger CBS 115572, 1226 nucleotides long. Its product is annotated as glycosyltransferase family 32 protein. Gene Ontology annotation, biological process: protein N-linked glycosylation. Gene Ontology annotation, molecular function: alpha-1,6-mannosyltransferase activity. Bases 125 to 1114 code for a protein of 329 amino acids. NCBI's taxonomy places the organism in Eukaryota, Fungi, Ascomycota, Eurotiomycetes, Eurotiales, Aspergillaceae. Gene Ontology annotation, cellular component: mannan polymerase complex. The transcript has a single exon. The record is from RefSeq and is a predicted model, not a curated record.